Nylanderia fulva is the source of this 762-nucleotide messenger RNA. NCBI's taxonomy places the organism in Eukaryota, Metazoa, Arthropoda, Insecta, Hymenoptera, Formicidae. The record is from RefSeq and is a predicted model, not a curated record.
UAGGGUUUGAACACAUGGCGGGAGACACUACCGCGUCUCCUGAUACAAUGUAUUGUAUGAUAAGAAGAUCGGUUACAAAUCUUUUUAUGAUAUAAAACGAUUAGUUUUCAUUUUUUCUUUUUGAGAACAGUAACAAACAUGAAAACUUUCCAAGCACCUCUAGCGGGAAAAUAUUCCAGUCUUCAAAAAAAUUUCGGCUUACAUAUGGGACAGCAAAUCUCUUCUGCAAAAUUGGCAACCGAGGGACAGCAAAUCUCUUUUGUGAAAAUGGCAACCGAGGGACAGCAAAUCUCUCCUGUAAAAAUGGCAACCGAGGGACAGCAAAUCUUUUCUGCAAAAAUGGCAACCAUUAAACAGUUUCCGGUUGCAAAAUCUUGUAGUGCACAAAACAUAAGAAACUUCAAUACCUUUAAUGAAAAGGAAAAUGAUAAAAAUAACACAAACGUAAACAUAAAUGCAGAUUUAUUAAUAAAGACUCAAAGUCAAGUACACUCAUCCGAUAUAUCAGAAACAAAUUCCGUAUCAGAAUUAAGUACCUCUGCCGCUGUACAGAAGAAAGAUUUAUUGUCAAAAAGAAAAGUAAAAGGAAAACAACCGGAUGUUUUGCAUAAUGCAAUUUGUAAGGUAACAUUUUUAUUGGAAAACAAAUAUUCAACUUCUUCGCAAUCUACGCUAAAGCCCGAAGUAGAAGAAGAUGUAGCUUUUUGCCAGUUAAUACUCUCAACACUAAUAAAUAUGCCACCAAACACAAAAAACAGAUAA